Messenger RNA from Calliphora vicina (urban bluebottle blowfly), 762 nucleotides. RefSeq names its product profilin chic (gene chic). The record is from RefSeq and is a predicted model, not a curated record. Bases 298 to 678 code for a protein of 126 amino acids. Gene Ontology annotation, cellular component: cell cortex. Gene Ontology annotation, molecular function: actin monomer binding. NCBI's taxonomy places the organism in Eukaryota, Metazoa, Arthropoda, Insecta, Diptera, Calliphoridae. The transcript has 4 exons.
UAGAAAGUGAGUUUUAAAAUUAUUUUUAUUUAUCUGGAUAAAAAAAGUAUUUAUUGCGCCCGUUGAAAAAUCUUGUGGCAACAGAAAAAAAAUUAUUAAAGAGAACGCAAAAUUAAACCCGUGCAGUGCCAUUUUCAUACACUAAAAAGCAAGGAAAAAUAAUUUGCCACAAAAUCACUACUAUAACGAAAAGUUGAAGACAUUUUGUUGGACACCACAUUGACAACAAGAACAACAACUGUAAACGUUUUAAAUUUCAUUUCUGUAUCACCGUAAGUUAUAACCAACAAAUAAAAAAUGAGCUGGCAAGAUUAUGUUGAUAACCAAUUGAUGGCCUCGCAAUGCGUUACCAAAGCCUGUAUCGCUGGCCAUGAUGGAAACGUUUGGGCUUCUUCCAAGGGCUUUGAGGUUUCAAAAGAAGAAUUGUCAAAAUUGAUCUCUGGAUUUGAUAAUCAAGAUCUUCUUACCAGCAAUGGAGUAACAUUGGCCGGCCAAAGAUAUAUUUAUUUGUCCGGUACAGACCGUGUCGUCCGCGCCAAGUUCGGACGUAGCGGUGUACAUUGCAUGAAAACCACACAAGCCGUGAUUGUUUCCAUUUACGAAGAUCCCGUUCAGCCACAACAGGCCGCAUCCGUCGUAGAGAAACUUGGAGAUUAUCUUAUCACUUGCGGGUACUAGAAAAUAUAAACACACACACUAUACAUAAUACAUAAAAGUAAUUAUAUAAUAAUAUUAAUAAACGAAAAAAAAACAAAAAAAAAA